Molecule: messenger RNA, 519 nt
Organism: Entamoeba nuttalli P19
Lineage: Eukaryota; Evosea; Mastigamoebida; Endamoebidae
Exons: 1
Coding region: 1-519 (172 amino acids)
Source: RefSeq, a predicted model, not a curated record
AUGAGUAAACAACAAUUAAAUUUAUUAAGGCAAUAUCCUACAUACAAAAAAUUAUAUGCAAUGCAAGAAAAAAUAGACCAAAUGGAAAAUGGUGAAGUUCCUUUCAAUGACAUUUGUUCUAGUGUUGAUUCCUUUUUUGAAAAAGGAGUGAUUAUAAAAAGUAUUAUACAAAUAGAACAUCCAGCAGAGGCAGCUAUGAAAGGAGGUAAAAAUUUAGAUCAUCCUAAACCAAUACUCAAUGACGAUGUUGAUUUGCUUUGGAAUUCAAUGAAAAAAGGAAACGUUUUAGAGCUAGAUGAACAUCAAAGUUCAAAGAAAAAAGACGAAGACAUUUAUAUCAAAAAUGACAACUUUCCACCAAUUGAUAAAGAAAGAGUAAAUGAAGAGAUUACAAAACUAAUAAUCCCUUCAGCAAUUCAUUUUAAUCCUCAUGUCCUUGAAGUUUGUAAUACAUUUAAACAAAAGAUUUUUACAACAAAUGAUUUAGCUGAUGCAGUUCUUUCAGUACUUGGACAUUGA